Messenger RNA from Rhizoctonia solani, 1050 nucleotides. RefSeq names its product Zinc-binding dehydrogenase. Bases 1 to 1050 code for a protein of 349 amino acids. The record is from RefSeq and is a predicted model, not a curated record. The transcript is spliced from 9 exons. Gene Ontology annotation, molecular function: oxidoreductase activity, acting on NAD(P)H. Lineage: Eukaryota; Fungi; Basidiomycota; Agaricomycetes; Cantharellales; Ceratobasidiaceae.
AUGAAAGCUGUGACUGUUCAAAAAGGAAAGAAAGUUACGAUUGAAGAUGUUCCCGUUCCUGCUCUUGAACCAAAUGAAGUCCUCAUUCGCGUUCACUCCGUGGCUCAGAAUCCCACAGAUUGGAAACACACCGAUUUUGUUAGCCCUGUUGGCAAUAUUAUUGGAUGUGAUUUUUCUGGAACAGUCGUGAAAUUGGGAUCUGAUUCGAUAAAUAGAGUCAAAGUGGGGGACACCGUUGCGGGGUUUGUACACGGAGGAAACUACAAGGACCGUGGUGCAUUUGCUCAGUAUACUAGAGCUGACUCGGACCUGGUAUGGAAGUUCUCCCCGAGCGUGCUAUCAUUUGAGGAAGCAGCCACUAUGAAUUGCGCACUCUGGACAAGUGUUCAAGCGUUUUAUCAUCGCAUGCACCUUGAUGAGCCCUUCUCAGCUUCUUCAAACAAUGACUGGAUCUUAAUAUAUGGCGGCAGCACUUCGCUUGGUCUUUUUUCGAUUCAGCUGGCUAAACUCUCGGGAUAUAAAGUUGUUACUACUACUUCCCCCAAGAAUUUCGAUUUUUUAAAAUCACUUGGCGCGGACACAGUGAUCAAUUAUAGGGACGCCGAUGUUGUCGCCCAAAUCCAGAGGGCCACUGGAAAUUCGCUGAAAUUUGCGUUUGAUACCAUCAGCGAAGAGAAUACACAGAUCACAUGCGUAAAGUCACUUACUCCCGCCCCAGAGGGUACUACCCCAGGCAAAGUUGUAGUUGUACUUUCGCCCAACAAAGAGGCAGAAGCGUUGCGGAAAGAUGUUGUCAUCCAGGGUACUCUGCUGUAUACUGCCCUUGGUCGUCCCUUUGAGUGGCCUAAAAUCCAGUUCCCUGCUUCACCAGAAGACCGAGCUCACAUGGCUUCUUGGAUGCCUAAGCUCGAAGAGCUUGCAGCCAAAGGUCAGAUCAAACCAAACCCGGUAAGGCUGUGGCCCGGAGGGCUGGAGGCUGUGAACGAAGGCUUCCAGUAUAUGCGUGAGGGCAAGGUCAGCGCCGAGAAGAUUGUAUACAACAUUGGUUAG